This is a messenger RNA of Acytostelium subglobosum LB1, 1146 nucleotides long. RefSeq lists its product as hypothetical. The record is from RefSeq and is a predicted model, not a curated record. Gene Ontology annotation, cellular component: endoplasmic reticulum. NCBI's taxonomy places the organism in Eukaryota, Evosea, Eumycetozoa, Acytosteliales, Acytosteliaceae. The coding region runs from base 1 to 1146 and encodes 381 amino acids. The transcript has 3 exons. Gene Ontology annotation, molecular function: misfolded protein binding; protein-folding chaperone binding.
AUGGAGGAUCCAUUGUUAGAUAGCAAGCUACCUGACCUGUAUGACUAUCUGGGCAUUCCAAACGAUGCCUCAGACGAGCAGAUCAAGAAGGCAUACAGGCAGUUGGCAAAGAAGUAUCAUCCAGACAAGCCAAAUGGUUCACAUCAAAAGUUUCAAGAAUUGAAUGCAGUAUACGAGAUAUUGUCAGAUCCUCAUAAGAGAGCGACUUAUGAUCACUUCAAGCGCACCGGAGUCAAGCUGCCGACUAUGGCCAACCCAGACGAUCCCAUGGCAGCCGUGUUUCUGAUAGGCGCAUCAAUUGGAACAUUAUACGCCUUUAUUGCACUGUCGGUCAGCAUCAUUUUUGGCAUCCCGCUCACCAUUGCGUUCUUCCCCGGCAUGGCAAUGUUUGCCACGCCCUCUGUUUGCAAACCAGACGCACGUACGUUUGCCUUCACGGUGGGUGGUGCGUUUGGAAUGGUCGCCAUGCCCCUCUACUUUGUGGGCAUUGCCGCCAGCGUUGGCAAGAAACUGAUCGAAGCGCCAUACAACUAUUUGAACGGCGUCAGCGGGCGCACCACAGACAAGACUCCCGGCGCGGCACAGCCCACCGUGUUGGUGUUGGAUGAGAAUGACUUUGAGUUCAUCUCCAAGCAGAAGGCAGAGUACGAGAAGAUCGACGAGAUUGAGCGCAACUGGACCUUCCUGUCGAGUGACUCCUCCGAUCCCAACUGUCUCACACAGCUCAUCAAACGAUCGAUCGACAACAUCACCGAGAUGCUCGGUGUCAUUUUCAGACAUUACAAAGAUCGGCAUCCAUCACUCGAGGCCAGUCUCAUACUCAAGAAGAUUGAAGAGACAGAAGGUAUAUUUAAGGACAUUGAUGCACUCACUGGACUGGAACAAUCACCACCAAAUGUGGAGCUGGAUCAAUCAAACAACAUGUAUCCUGUGUUGGACAAUCAAAAACAACAACAGGGUGCAUCAACAGAGUUCAAAUUGCAAUCAAGUAGAUUGGAGAGAUCACUUAGCAUGUGUAGACAAUAUAUCGAGAACAACAAAGUGAUUGAUCACAAGAGCCAGAUACGACUACUGUCACUCGUCAAGAAUAUUGAGAUCUUUCUGGAAGAGUAUAUAUUCAACAGUUUUGAAUAUUAUCAGAUAUAA